This is a messenger RNA of Rotaria sordida, 759 nucleotides long. The record is from the annotation of a GenBank genome assembly. NCBI's taxonomy places the organism in Eukaryota, Metazoa, Rotifera, Eurotatoria, Philodinida, Philodinidae.
AUGACAGCUGCAGCUAAUAAGAAAACAGUCGAGCAAAUAGAACCAAUGGAAACUAUAAUAGAAGACAAUGAUAAUGAACUACCUAUUGCCAGACCAUCACCUACAGGUCUAGCAAGACCUCCACCCAGUUUAGACUUCAGUGAUUAUCCCGAAAUUUUUGAUGAAUGGUUGCCAGAACCAACACCAGGGCAAAAACGUAAACUUGGACAUCGACGUGAUGAUCCACCAACACCACCUUCUCCACGUCAACCCCCACCAAUCAUUCCUAGAAAGACAUUACCACCAAGAAAUCCUAAUAUAUCAUUAGUUGGAGGCUCUCUUCAGACAUCUCCAAUUACAAUUGAUACAGAAAAUAAAAUUAGUCGUAAACAACAACAUUCUUUCAAUUCACUUUUACCUCUUGAACAACAUAAAAAUCAAAAUGAACAACAAAUAAUAAAAACACCAAAUAUAAUUGCAUUACUAGAAAAUGAACCAUCAAUGAUAAUAUCACCUAUACGAAAUUCCACACCAGAACGAAUAAUACGAACACCAUCAGUUAUACCAAAAAAUACCAUCACACCUUAUAGUUCAUUUAAAUUUGCAAUCAUUCCUAUCGAAUGUAGAUAUUAUUUUAAACGAAUGAGAGAGAAAUGUACCUUUGAAAUAAUAAAAGCUCAUCAAGAAUUUCUUGAAAAUAAGUAUAAAACAUUAGAAAAUGAAAGAGAAAAAAAAGUUAUAUUCUUCGUUCCCAAAUCAAAUAAGAACACGAAUUGUUGA